Messenger RNA from Nerophis ophidion (straightnose pipefish), 1984 nucleotides. RefSeq lists its product as uncharacterized. NCBI's taxonomy places the organism in Eukaryota, Metazoa, Chordata, Actinopteri, Syngnathiformes, Syngnathidae. Bases 134 to 1882 code for a protein of 582 amino acids. The transcript has 10 exons. The record is from RefSeq and is a predicted model, not a curated record.
ACAAGUGAAUCUAUUUCCAGUGGGUGUCCAGACUAAGUAGAUUGAGUUACAGAAGAACACAUGUUGCAAACUUUCAGUCUCACACACUACAACUUUUCAGGAGAGGACACAAGCCUGACAAAAUACACACAAGAUGGAGAUGUUGGACCUGUUGAUCAUCGGCAGCGGUCCUCACGCCUUGACCCUGGCCAGCCUCCUGUCCCGCUCACACCUCGAGCCGGGACAGGAAGAACCUCUUCCUCCUGCAUCCUGCGGGGAUCCUCCUGGACUUGACUUCAAGGAGGAAGCAGACCACAAGACCAAGAGGAAGGACCCAGUUUCUUUCAGGACAGGAGUCGCUGGGGGCGAGUCCACGCCAGGUGAUGAUGAUGAUGAUGAUGAUGAUGAUGAUGAUGAUGUCAUCACGCCACCCAUCAGCUUCCUGGUGGUGGACAGCUAUGGACGCUGGACCUCUUUGUGGAGCAGUCAGUUCUCUGCUCUCAACAUCACUCACCUGCGCUCACACUCCCUGCUGCACACUGACCCAUUCAACAAGAUGGCGCUGCAGGAGUUUGCGUUAAAGAACAAUCGCACGGCCGAGCUCCACAGUCUUCCCGAGCAGAUGUUCAUCCUGGACGAAAACACUUUCUUCAACGACACGCCGCUCGGCAAGAAGGAGAGGAAACGUCUGAAGGUCACCUCCACACUCCACAAGGACAUCUUCCUCAGUCUGCCGGGGACCAAACUCUCUGUGGACUUCUUUCAAGACCAGGUGCGGCGCUACGACUUGGAGAAGGUGGUGGUGGCGGGAAGCGUGACUCGCAUCCUUCCCGUGGUCGAAGAAGCCGAGCAGGAAGACCGUGGCUCCGCCCCAAAAGGAGGCGGGGCAAGGCGGGUGGCGCACUUUCAAGUCCACUUUCAAGACGGCGCCAUGCGGCAAGCCCGACGCGUCGUCAUGGCAACGGGCCCCACCCGGGCCCAGAUGGCCAACAUUCCGCCGUGGGUGACGGAGCUGGAGGAGAAGUUUCCGGAAGGACGCCUGCAGCACACGGUGCGCCUCAUGCACGCUCGGUCGGCCGGGGGCGGGACAGGAACGGUGGUGUGUGAGCCGGGUCACAGGGUCAUGGUGGUGGGUGGAGGGCUGACCAGCGCCCACGUGGUCGCCAUGGCGCUGCAGCGAGGUGCCAGUCAUGUGACCUGGGUGAUGCGGAAGCACCUGCAGCUGAGGCAGUUUGACGCGGGCGACCUGGAGGGUCUGCUGGGCCGGUACUCACACCUGGACCACGGCGUCAAGAUGGACGCCCGGGCGCACCUGAGACAGUUCUACCAGCAGAGGAGUCUUCACGCACGCCUGGCGAUGAUUGGUCAGGCCAGGAAGGGAGGGGCCGUCACCCCCCAGGCCUACAUGCACCUGAAGCCUUUUAUUCUGAAAGGACAGGUGGAAGUCAGGUCUUACUGUCAGGUGUUGGAUGCCAGCUGGUGCUACAAGAAGCAGGAGUGGAGACUUCACCUGAGCAGUGGAGAUGAUUGGACAGGAGACAUGAUUUGGUUGGCCACUGGAUGUAAGCUGGAUGUCAGACAAGAUCCUCUGCUCUCUGACGUCAUGAGCAUCUUCCCCAUCCAGGUGUUGGAUGGAUGGCCGUGCAUCUCUGAGAGCCUGCAGUGGACGGAGGGCUGUCCCCUCUACCUGAUGGGACAGUACACCGCUCUGCAGGUACGUCUUCUGUUCAUCACAAGAUGGACACAUGAGGUGGUGUUCAUCAUCUGUGCAGAUCGGAGCCCAUGCUGUGAAUCUGGCAGGUGGACAAGCAGCCAGCAUGAGGAUCGCCAGAGACAUCCAGCAGCAUCACAAGAAGAAGAAGAAGAUGGAAGAAAGUCGUCUGAGUGCGAGAAGACUGACUAGUGAAGAAUACGUUCAGCAAAUGCAUGGACUUUUAUGGCUGUAACUGUGACCUCAAUUACAAAAUAUAAUGUUUAAAUAAAAAUGUUGAAAUUUAUUAAAUUA